Molossus molossus (Pallas's mastiff bat) is the source of this 1272-nucleotide messenger RNA. It is a transcript of the gene SFTPD, whose product is annotated as surfactant protein D. Lineage: Eukaryota; Metazoa; Chordata; Mammalia; Chiroptera; Molossidae. The transcript is spliced from 8 exons. The coding region runs from base 24 to 1148 and encodes 374 amino acids. The record is from RefSeq and is a predicted model, not a curated record.
GAGUCCUAGAGGAAGCAACGGCCAUGCUUCUCCUUCUCUCCAUGCUGAUCCUGUGCACACCGCCUCCGCAGUCCACGGGAACAGAAGUGAAGGCCUAUGCCCAGAAAACAGUGACCAAUGCCUGCACCCUGGUUAUAUGUACCCCUGUGGAGAAUGGCCUGCCUGGUCGUGAUGGACGAGAUGGAAGAGAGGGUCCCCGGGGCGAGAAGGGAGAUCCAGGGUUACCAGGACCCAUAGGACGAAUGGGGAUGCCUGGACGAGUUGGCCCAGUUGGGCCCAGAGGGGACAAUGGCUCUGCUGGAGAACCUGGACUAAAGGGAGACUCUGGACCACCUGGACCUCCGGGACUUCCAGGUGGGCCUGGUCCGGCUGGAAAAGAGGGCCCCCCGGGACUGCAGGGGAACAUAGGACCUCAAGGAAGACCAGGCCCCAAAGGAGAGGCUGGGCCCAAAGGAGAAAUGGGCCCCCCCGGCUUGCAGGGCUCUGCGGGGACAAGAGGCCUCACAGGUCCCAGAGGGGAGCGAGGUGCCCCUGGUGAGCCUGGAGCCCCCGGAAAUGCGGGGGAAGCAGGGCCUGCAGGAGCCAUAGGCCCACAGGGACCUCCCGGUGCCAGGGGCCUCCCAGGACCGAAGGGGGACAGAGGUGCUCCUGGGGACCGAGGAGCAAAGGGAGAGAGUGGGCUUCCAGACAUCGCGGCUCUGAGGCAGCAGGUGGAGGCCUUGCAGGGGCAGGUGCACCGACUUCAGGGAGCCCUCGCUCAGUACAGGAAAGUGGAGCUCUUCCCCCACGGCCGAGGUAUCGGGGAGAAGAUCUUCAAGACAGGAGGCUUGGAGAGAUCUUUUCAGGACGCACAGCGAGUCUGCGCACAGGCGGGGGGGACACUGCCGUCCCCGCGCUCCGCUGCUGAGAACGAGGCUUUGCGGCAGCUGGUCACAGCUGAGAACAAGCCCGCGUUCCUGAGCAUCACCGACUCCCAGACGGAGGGCAAGUUCACCUACCCCUCGGGGGAGCCCCUGGUCUAUUCCAACUGGGCCCCGGGGGAGCCCAACAAUAACGGCGGGAAUGAAGACUGUGUGGAGAUCUUCACCAACGGCAAGUGGAAUGACAGGUCCUGUGGAGAGAGUCUCCUCGUGAUCUGCGAGUUCUGAGCCACCGAGAUGGGCGGACAGUCGUGGCCCAGGAGACUGGUCAGCAAGUCGGGCCCAGACCCGUGUUCUGCCACAUUCCUGGAGGGCUGACACCUCUGCUGGCCAGGGCUUGGCCACAGAGCGU